This is a messenger RNA of Quercus lobata, 1031 nucleotides long. RefSeq names its product histidine-containing phosphotransfer protein 2-like. Gene Ontology annotation, molecular function: histidine phosphotransfer kinase activity; protein histidine kinase binding. NCBI's taxonomy places the organism in Eukaryota, Viridiplantae, Streptophyta, Magnoliopsida, Fagales, Fagaceae. The coding region runs from base 273 to 722 and encodes 149 amino acids. The transcript is spliced from 6 exons. The record is from RefSeq and is a predicted model, not a curated record. Gene Ontology annotation, biological process: cytokinin-activated signaling pathway; phosphorelay signal transduction system; phosphorylation. Gene Ontology annotation, cellular component: cytoplasm; nucleus.
AGUUCUGAUUACCAAAGAUGGACGAAACUGCCAGUUUUGAAAUCUGGUGAUGACGAUGGCAAUGCCACUCUUUUCGAACUGAGACCAUCAUUAUCCUCAGUCUCACACUAUACACCAAGUGCAUGGAGUGUUUGACUGACAAAUGGUUCAAACUGAGUGAGCCUUUGCUACUAUAUAAGCAACACCCCCUAGAAGGUGAGCAGGGCACACCUUAAUACUUCUUCUUUGUAUUGAUAUUAUCUCUCUCUCACUUUCAGAGCCAAAAAAAAAAAAUGGUGGGAACUGAUCUCAGGCAGCAGCUCAAUAACUAUAUUCAGUCCAUGCGUGAUCAAGGCAUACUGGACAGCCAAUUUCAAAGCGUGCAAGCUUUGAAAACUGAAGAGAAUCCUCACUUUGUCUUGGAAACCAUCACUGGAUUCUGCAAUGAUGCUGACAAUGGCAUUGCACAGAUGACCAGAUAUCUGGAAGGGCCGGUUGUAGACUUUACCAAUUUGACUGGUUUAUCUCACUUUCUAAGGGGAAGUAGCUCAAGCGUUGGUGGUGUUCGGAUGGCCCUUGCUUGUCGUGAUCUCCGACGUGCUAGCGAAGCCAACAACAAACAAGGGUGCAUUGAAGGCAUGGCCAGGCUCAAGCAUGAAUACAACUCUCUGAAGGAAGGUCUCAAUAACAUUUCUCAGAUCGAGAGGCAACUGAUCGGCAAUGCUCAAAGGGGACGCCAGUAGAGAGCUGGCCUGUAUUUGCUCCUGGUGCAUCUAUUGAAGAUCAAAGAGAAGGAGCAUCUACUGAAGAUCAAAGUCUCCGUUUCUAUAUGCUGUCUUUUAAUUCAAUAAAUUGGCUCACUAUAAGUGUGUCUAGUUUCGGCUGUGUGAGAACAGUUCAGUGACUCGUUUUAUUAUCUUUGCAUGUUUGAACAUCAGUAUUGCCCAAUAUCAUUGGGUGUUUUAUCAAAUUUUAAGACUGCUUCCUUGCCAUUCAAAUGGUGAUUGGUGAAUACAUAGGGCUUUUAAGUUUAGAUUAAUGGUUAUUACACA